Molecule: messenger RNA, 629 nt
Organism: Nicotiana tabacum (common tobacco)
Lineage: Eukaryota; Viridiplantae; Streptophyta; Magnoliopsida; Solanales; Solanaceae
Source: RefSeq, a predicted model, not a curated record
CAGUAAAUUGGUUUCAUACUCUUAAGGUUUAUUAUUUAUUUGUUUGUUUAUGUAUUUGUAUGUCUUAUGCAUGUCAGGUUGUUCGUGCUGGUUUGAAUAUUGAAAUUGCUCCAGACCUGAUUGCCAACCAACUUAAUGUUCGAAAUGGAGCUCUGAUUCUGCAGGUACCUGGAAAUAGUCUUGCAGCCAAAGCUGGACUUCUUCCUACUACCAGGGGUUUUGCAGGAAAUAUAGUACUUGGUGAUAUUAUUGAAGCAGUGGAUGGCAAACCUGUUCGGAGUAAAGCAGAUUUGUAUAAAGCCCUGGAUAACUAUAACAUAGGUGAUGAAGUUCGGCUAAAAAUACGUAGGGGCAACGAAAACAUGGAGUUGAGCAUAGCAUUAGAGGAAAAGGAUUCAUGACAAUUGGAGCUUUCUGGUUUUCAGCUUAAUUAGUGCCAGCCAUCAGUUUACUUGAUAAUAUAUCGUUCCAAUAUCUGUAUACUAUAAUUAAGAAUUGUCUGGCGGGAAUCUGGAAAUGUAUGGAGCUUGUUUAAAUGCUGCCAGAAGAAUGAAUCUCUUGUAAAGCAUUUUGAGUUACCAUCAAAAGGAGGGGAAAAUGAGCAAUCCUUGAAUUUUUUUAUGCAACAA